This is a messenger RNA of Phragmites australis (common reed), 2728 nucleotides long. RefSeq names its product subtilisin-like protease SBT5.3. The transcript has 9 exons. The coding region runs from base 95 to 2596 and encodes 833 amino acids. Gene Ontology annotation, molecular function: serine-type endopeptidase activity. The record is from RefSeq and is a predicted model, not a curated record. NCBI's taxonomy places the organism in Eukaryota, Viridiplantae, Streptophyta, Magnoliopsida, Poales, Poaceae. Gene Ontology annotation, biological process: proteolysis.
CCACCAGAUCGAAGGGAUCGAACCGCCUCCGCGCCAUUCACGACGCCGCCGGGGGCAGAGUCCACGCACGCCCCUCCGCGCCGCGCGCAUAUAUAUGUACACCCGCGCGCGCUUGUGCACUGCACCCCGUCGAACCCCUCCGAACUCUGCUCCGGCGCGACGCGCUGCGACCGUGGCCGCCGCAGGAACCACCAUGGCAGCCGUCGUCCGCCUCCUCCUCCUCUGCGCGCUGCUCUUGGCUCCCCUCCCCGCGCUCGGCGGCGAGCCGUCGUCGUACGUCGUGUACCUCGGCGACCACGGGCACAGCGCGGCGCUGGGCACCCACGGCGCCGAGGAGCUGGCGGCGCUCGAGAGGGACGCCACCGACGCGCACUACGGCCUCCUCGCCGGCGUACUUGGAGACAAGGAAAAGGCGCGGGAGGCGAUCUUCUACUCGUACACCAAGCACAUCAACGGCUUCGCCGCCAACCUCGACGCCGCCACCGCCGCCGAGAUCGCCAAGCAACCCGGGGUGAUGUCGGUCUUCCCGAACAGGGGCCGCAAGCUGCACACGACGCGGUCGUGGCAGUUCCUCGGCCUCGCGGGCCCUGGCGGCGUCCCCCGCGGCUCGGCGUGGCGGAAGGCGAGGUUCGGCGAGGACACCAUCAUCGGCAACUUCGACACCGGUGUCUGGCCAGAAUCAGAGAGCUUUAGGGAUGAUGGCUUGGGACCAAUUCCGUCCCAGUGGAAAGGAACGUGCGAUAAAGGUCAAGAUGAUAAGUUCAAUUGCAACAGGAAGCUGAUCGGUGCGCGCUACUUCAACAAGGGCUACGCCUCGGCGGUGGGCGCGUUCAACGCGUCCAUGUACGCCGCGCCGCGCGACAUGGACGGGCACGGCACGCACACGCUGUCCACGGCCGGCGGCUCGCCGGUGCCCGGCGCGGCCGUGUUCGGAUUCGGCAACGGCACGGCCUCCGGGGGCUCCCCCCGCGCGCGCGUGGCGGCCUACCGCGUGUGCUUCCCGCCCGUGAACGGCAGCGGGUGCUUCGACGCGGACAUCCUGGCCGCGUUCGACGCCGCUAUCCACGACGGCGUGCACGUGCUGUCCCUCUCCCUCGGCGGCGACCCCUCCGACUACUUCAACGACGGCAUCGCCAUCGGGUCUUUCCACGCCGUCCGCCGCGGCAUCCCCGUCGUCUGCUCCGCCGGCAACUCGGGCCCCGGCCUGGGUACCGUCUCCAACGUCGCGCCGUGGAUCUUCACCACCGGCGCCAGCACCAUGGACCGCGAGUUCCCGUCCUACAUCGUCUUCGACCAAGCAAAGGCCAAGGCACGCUUCUCCUCAGAAUCCUCCCCUUUUGCGAGACCACCGCAGAAAAACCUUACAAAGAUUAAGGGGCAGAGCCUGUCGGUGAUGGCGCUGCCGGAGAAGACCUCUUACCCAUUGAUCGACUCAGCUCAGGCUGCGGCUGCCAACGCAACCGAAAAGGACGCGCAGCUGUGCAUGGUGGGGUCGCUGGACCCGGAGAAGGUGAAGGGGAAGAUCGUGGUGUGCCUCCGUGGUAUCAAUGCCCGGGUUGAGAAGGGCGAGGCAGUCCGGCAGGCUGGCGGCGUCGGGAUGGUGCUCGCCAACGACGCCAGCACCGGCAACGAGAUCAUCGCCGACGCGCACGUCCUCCCGGCCACGCACAUCAAGUACAGCGACGGCCUGCUCCUCUACUCCUACAUCAAGUCCACCAAGACUCCGACCGGGUUCAUCACCAAGCCGGCGACGAUCCUCGGCACGAAGCCGGCGCCGUUCAUGGCCGCCUUCUCGUCACAGGGACCCAACACCGUCACCCCCGAGAUCCUCAAGCCGGACAUCACGGCGCCGGGGGUGAGCGUGAUCGCGGCGUGGACCGGCGCCAACUCGCCCACGGACCUCGCCUUCGACCUGCGGCGCGUGGCCUUCAACUCGGAGUCCGGCACAUCCAUGUCCUGCCCGCACGUCUCCGGCAUCGUCGGCCUCCUCCGCACUCUCCACCCGGACUGGAGCCCCGCCGCCAUCAAGUCGGCCAUCAUGACCACCGCGAUGGAGACGGACAACAAGGGCGAGCUCAUCAUGAACUCGUCCUUCUUGCCGGCGAGCCCGUUCGGCUACGGCGCGGGCCACGUCUCCCCUGUCCGCGCCAUGAACCCGGGCCUCGUCUACGACCUCAGCGACGCCGACUACCUCGACUUCCUCUGCGCGCUCCGGUAUAACGCCACCAUGAUGGCCAUGUUCAACGGCGCGCCGUACACGUGCCCCGGCGAGGCUCCCCGGUCCAUCACGGACCUCAACUACCCGUCCAUCACCAUCGUCAACGUCACCGCUGCGGGCGCGACGGCGAGGCGUAGGGUCAAGAACGUCGGCCUGCCCGGCACGUACAAGGCCUUCGUCACCGAGCCGGCCGGCGUCGCCGCGACGGUGACCCCCAGCGUUCUCCAUUUCGGCGCCAAGGGGGAGGAGAAGGGGUUCGAGGUGAAGUUCCAGGUCAAGAACGCUACGCUUGCCAAGGACUACUCGUUUGGCGCGCUCGUCUGGACGAACGGGAAGCACUUCGUGAGGAGCCCUCUUGUCGUCAAGGCAUUGGCUUGAUCUCGUCCUGUAGAGUUCAAUUUUUAGAUUAGGAAGCAAUUGUAGAGAGGAUGCAUUGGUUUGAUUUGGCAGAGAGGUUGUUAACUUUGAACUCUGAUUUAAUAAGUUAAGAAUUUGAGUGGAUAGUUGUUU